AGACGAGGACAGAGCAGAGUCUCCAGGACCCAGCGGUCUGUCUGUGAAGAGUAAGAAGUAACGAUGGGAUCCUCACAGACAAAAGGUCAGAACCAGAGACAGAGAGCAGAGUCUCCAGGACCCAGCGGUCUGUCUGUGAAGAGUGACUGGUCUAUGGACCAACCUUUACACUUCAGUCAUGAACCUGGAGCCUCAGAGACAAAAGACAAGUUUGCUGUUUCUGUGGACAAGCAGACGUCCCGCUGUCCUCUGUGUCAGGACGUCUUGAAGGAUCCAGUCUUCACCAGCUGCGGUCACUGGUCCUGCAGACGCUGCAUCUCCUCAUACCGGGACCAGUCUGGUCCACCAGGAGACUCCUGCUGUCCCCAGUGUGGACAGAGACCCAGACCAGGACCAGAUCUACUUCUGCAGAAGGUUCUAGAUGAACAUAAAAUCAGUCUGAGGAGCAGAUUUGAACAUGUGACUGAAGGAACUGAAGGAACAGGAAGUAGAACCCUCCUGAACAGGAUCUUCACUGAGCUCUACAUCACAGAGGGACAGAGUGAAGAGGUCAAUACUCAACAUGAGGUGAUGCAGCUGGAGACGACCUCCAAGAAGAAGAUGGUCCACGACACUCCCAGCAAGUGCUGCGACAUCUUUAAAGCCCUACCUGACCAGCAGGGGAGCAUCAGAGUCGUCCUGACCAAUGGCGUCGCUGGUGUUGGAAAAACCUUCUCGGUGCAGAAGUUCACUCUGGACUGGGCCGAGGGUUUGGAAAACCAGGAUGUGAAUCUGCUGAUUGUGCUCUCGUUCAGGGAGCUGAACCUGAUUAGAGAUCAGCAGCACAGUCUUCUCUCGCUGCUCCAUGUUUUCUAUCCAACAUUAGAGAAGGUCAGAGCAGAGGAGCUCGCUGUCUGUAAACCUUUGUUCAUCUUUGACGGCCUGGAUGAAAGCAGACUCUCACUGGACUUCAGCAGCAGGACGCUGGUUUCUGACGUCACACACAGGUCAUCAGUCAACAUGCUGCUGACCAACCUCAUCCAGGGGAAUCUGCUUCCCUCGGCUCUCAUCUGGAUAACUUCUCGACCUGCGGCAGCCAAUCAGAUCCCUCCUACUUGUGUUGACAGGGUAACAGAAGUACGAGGCUUCACUGACGACCAGAAGGACGAGUACUUCAGGAAGAGAUCCAGAACUGAAGAUCUGUCCAGCAGACUCAUCUCACACAUCAAGACAUCCAGGAGCCUCCACAUCAUGUGUCAAGUCCCAGUCUUCUGCUGGAUCAGUGCUACCGUUCUGGAGCACAUGUUGACCACAGAGCAGAGAGGAGAGCUGCCCAAGACCCUGACAGACCUGUACUCAAACUUCCUGCUGGUUCAGACCAAGAGGAAGAAGAACAAGUACGAUAAAGGACGUGAGACGAGUCCACAGGAGCUGACGGAGGCCGACAGGGACUUUCUUCUGAAGCUGGGGAGGCUGGCCUUUGAACAUCUGCAGAAAGGAGACAUCAUGUUCUACCAAGAAGACCUGGAGCGGUGUGGUCUAAGUGUGACAGAGGCCUCGGUGUACUCAGGAGUUUGUACAGAGAUCUUCAGAAGAGAGAGCGUGAUCUUCCAGAAAUCAGUCUACUGCUUUGUUCAUCUGAGCGUUCAGGAGUUUCUGGCUGCAGUCUACAUGUUCCACUGUUUCACCAACAGGAAGACAGAGGUACUGCAGGACUUCUUCAGACAAGAAGAUAAAGACUGGAACACAAAGGUACUGCAGGACUUCUUCAGACAAGAAGAUAAAGACAGGAAGACAGAGAGUGACUUAUCUCUGGAUGUGUUCCUGAAAGCAGCCAUGGAGAAAUCCCUUCAAAGUGAAAAUGGUCACCUGGACCUGUUUGUUCGCUUCCUUCAUGGACUCUGUCUGGAGUCCAACCACAGACUCUUAGGAGGUCUGCUGGGUCAGACUCAGAACAGUCCAGAAAUCAUCCUGAGGGUCAUUGAGAACCUGAAGAAGAUGAACACAGAGAACAUCUCACCUGACAGAAGCAUCAACAUCUUGCACUGUCUGACAGAGAUGAAAGACCAAUCAGUGCAUCAGGAGAUCAAAGAGUCUAUGAAGUCAAAGAAUAGAGGACAGGAACUCUCUGAGAUCCACUGCUCAGCUCUGGCCUACAUGCUGCUGAUGUCUGAGGAGGUUCUGGAUGAGUUGGACCUGAGCAAGUACAGAACAUCAGACCAGGGGAAACAGAGACUGAUUCCAGCUGUGAGGAACUGCAGGAAGGCUCGGUUUAGGGGCUGCAGUUUGACAGAGAUCAGCUGUUCUCCUCUGGUCUCAGCUCUGAAGUCCAACCCCUCACACCUGAGAGACCUGGACCUGAGUAAGAACAAGCUGAAGGAUUCAGGAGUGAAGCUGCUGUGUUCUGGACUGGAGAGUCCACAUUGUAGACUGGAGACUCUGUGGUUGAGUGACUGCAGUUUGACAGAGAUCAGCUGUUCUUCUCUGGUCUCAGCUCUGAAGUCCAACCCCUCACACCUGAGAAAACUGUACCUGAGUGAGAACAAGCUGCAGGAUUCAGGAGUGAAGCUGCUGUGUUCUGGACUGGAGAGUCCACAUUGUAGACUGGAGACUCUGGAGUUGAGGGACUGCAGUUUGACAGAGAUCAGCUGUUCUUCUCUGGUCUCAGCUCUGAAGUCCAACUCCUCACACCUGAGAGACCUGAACCUGAGUCGGAACAAGCUGCAGGAUUCAGGAGUGAAGCUGCUGUGUUCUGUACUGGAGAGUCCACAUUGUAGACUGGAGACUCUGAAGUUGAGGGGCUGCAGUUUGACAGAGAUCAGCUGUUCUUCUCUGGCCUCAGCUCUGAAGUCCACCCCCUCACACCUGAGAGACCUGGACCUGAGUCUGAACAAGCUGCAGGAUUCAGCAGUGAAGCCUCUGUGUGAUCUUCAGAAGAGUCCAGACUACAGACUGAAGACUCUGUUGUGAGUAGAGUGUUGUUCUAAUCACAGUCAGACAAACAUCAGUGUUUCCUCAGUGAAGCUGUGACAGCACAAU
Messenger RNA from Solea senegalensis (Senegalese sole), 3018 nucleotides. Its product is annotated as NLR family CARD domain-containing protein 3-like. The transcript is spliced from 10 exons. Gene Ontology annotation, molecular function: metal ion binding; protein binding. The coding region runs from base 64 to 2949 and encodes 961 amino acids. The record is from RefSeq and is a predicted model, not a curated record. NCBI's taxonomy places the organism in Eukaryota, Metazoa, Chordata, Actinopteri, Pleuronectiformes, Soleidae.